AUGGGUGCUUGUUUUCGUAAUAAUUCUGGUGAGUUUAUGGCUGGAAUUACGCAGUGGCAGCAACUGACUUUAUCAACAGAGGAGGGUGAAGCAUGGGCACUUUUGCAAGCUAUGAAUGAAGCUAAGAGUAGAGAGGAAAUUGUAAGUGAGGUUGUGCAAAACUAUUACCAAAAUGAUGUAACUAUUGUUGGUGCCUUGAUUCGUUUGCACUAUCAUGAUUGCAUUUCCAAUGGCUGUGACGCUUCGAUUCUAAUAGAUUCAAAAGAAAAUAGAAAAUCAGAGAAAGAAGCAAGACCAAACCUAACACUUCGAGGAUUUAACCUAAUUGACGACAUCAAGAGUGCCUUAGAACAACAAUGCCCCGAAACCGUUUCGUGUGCGGAUAUCAUAACAAUGGCCACAAGGGAAGCAAUUGCAUUAGCAAAUGGACCAAGAUACCAUGUCUUAACAGGAAGAAGAGAUGGGUUAGUAUCAAAUGCCUUAAAUGUGACCAUUCCUGGAACAUUACUUAAUGUGCCACAAGCUCUAAAAAAAUUUAACUCAAAAGGGUUAACAUUAGAAGACAUGGUGACCCUUAUUGGAGCACACACUAUUGGAUUUUCUAAAUGCAAUUUUUUUCAAAAUAGGCUAUCAAGUUUUAGGUCAGGAAGAAUUGACCCUACAAUGGAUCCUAAUUUAAAUGCUUAUUUGGUUAAACAGUGUGGAUCAAUAUUUAACCCUUCAGGGAAUCAUACUUCAGUGUUUUUGGAUGUAGAAACACCUUUUGAUUUUGACAAUAAAUUUUACAAACAAAUUAUUAAUAAGAGAGGGAUACUUAAAAUUGAUCAACAACUUGCUUUGGAUCCUCUUUCUAGAAAAUUGGUUAGGAAUUUUGCAAGUGGUAAUUUUAACUUUUGGGAUAGAUUUGGAGUUUCUUGGAAUAAGCUUGGAAGAAUUGAUGUUUUGGUUGGUAAUGAAGGUGAAAUCAGAAGAAAUUGCAGGGCUUUCAAUAAAGAUAUUUGA
This is a messenger RNA of Trifolium pratense (red clover), 1002 nucleotides long. RefSeq names its product peroxidase 57-like. Lineage: Eukaryota; Viridiplantae; Streptophyta; Magnoliopsida; Fabales; Fabaceae. Bases 1 to 1002 code for a protein of 333 amino acids. Gene Ontology annotation, biological process: response to oxidative stress; hydrogen peroxide catabolic process. The transcript has 3 exons. Gene Ontology annotation, molecular function: peroxidase activity; heme binding. The record is from RefSeq and is a predicted model, not a curated record.